CGUGAGGAUUUGCGCGUGACUUUAGCCUUUAGGUGGUGACCGACCUGACCUCGUUCCCCUCUCUUGCCUCCUCCAUCCAUCGUACAUCGUCAUUCGUCGUACAACACCAUUGGACACACAAAUACACACACACACACACAUAUAUAUAUUAUUCUCAACAAUCAAAAAUCUCCGAUCGCUGUUUUUAGCUAUGACCCUUGUUGAUUGAAUCCUCCUCGGUCGUACUUAAUCAUCUUCCUCUUCAAUUAAGCUUAUGUGACGAAUUUGGGGCCACAACGUAUUAUCAUCACUGCAAGUUUUGGUGGAGGACCCAAUUGUGUAGUACUGGUAGCAUUGGCCCAACGCAAAUUAGUUAACCUUCAAUCUCUUGCUGUAGUGCACAGCCUCAGGUGAUUUAACGGGAUAUUCAUUUAGAAGGUGGACUUCUGAUUUUUUGGGUUAUGCAGCAGUUGGGAUUCAGUAGCCUUGAAGGUAAAAAUGAAUGUACAGGCACAUGUGUCCGGACAGAUACCAGGGCAGGUACCUAAUCAUGAUACACUCAAUAUGGAGCCUGCACGCAGAUUUAUGCAAGAUAAGAUCUAUGAAUAUCUUUCGCAGCGGCUGCAACAUCCUUACGGAAUACCACUAAAGAGAGUAAUGGAUAUUGUAAGACGCUUAGAGGAGGGUCUAUUUAGGGCUGCCCACUCAGAGGAGGAUUAUAAGAACCUGGAAACCUUAGAGAAUCGAUUACAUGGUUUGAUCAAGCGCCUACCUUUGAGUAAUCACAACCAACAAUAUUCACAACUGGUUAGUUCUUCCUCUCCUGUGGGUACAAUGAUACCGACUCCUGGUAUGCCUCACAGUGGGAACUCGAGCUUGAUGGUUACAUCAUCUGUGGAUACUUCCAUAAUUGCUGCCACUGGAUAUAAUAGCAUAGCUUCCACGAAUGUGAGCACUGGAAACUUGUUGCAAACUUCCAAUGGGCCUCCUGUUGGCAUUCAUGGUGGUUCCUUCAAUUCAUCAGAUGGAUCUCUAUCUAAUGGAUAUCAACAGCCAGCCUCCAAUUUUUCCAUCAGUUCCAGUGGAAACAACAUGAUGCCAGCAAUGGGUGCACAAAGAAUGACUAGCCAAAUGAUCCCCACUCCUGGAUUUAAUAGUAAUAACAAUAAGUCUCAUAUGAAAUUGGAAUCUUCUAAAAAUGAUGGGGGGUUUUCAACUGUUGAAUCUGCAAUGGUGUCACAACCACUUCAGCAAAAGCAGCAUUUUGGUGGUCAAAACAGCCGUAUACUGCACAACCUUGGCAGCCAUAUGGGCGGUGGAAUUAGGUCUGGUUUGCAACAGAAAUCUUAUGGAUAUCUAAAUGGGGCUUUAAAUGGUGGGUUAGGGAUGAUGGGAAGCAAUUUGCAACUUGUGAAUGGUCCAGGAACUUCUGAGGGUUAUCUGACGGAAACACCGUAUGGCAAUUCACUCAAACCUUUGCAACAAAAUUACAACCAACAUCAUCAACCAGCAAUGCAAGGUGAUGGAUAUGGGAUGAGCAAUGCUGAUUCUUCUGCUUCUGGAAACUUAUAUGGUCCUGUUAACUCUGCUGGAUCAAUGAUGAAUAAUCAGAAUUUGAAUCCAGUAAGCUUUCAGGCUGCAUCCAAGACCAACUCUCCUUUGGUGACUAAUCAGUCAAAUUUGCAAACAAGUCAAAAGGCUGCACAUUUAAUAAAGCCUGAACCAGUCGAUCAAUCAGAAAAGACAAAUUUCCAAUCUUCACAGUCUUUGCAUGAGAAUCUCUCACAAUCUCAUAAACAGCAAUCUCAUCAGUUACAACCACCACAAUUUGUUCAACAUCAAGGCCAACAAAAACAGCAAAGUCACCAGCAGCAGCUUUUGUCAAGGAAUGAUGCUUUUAGUCAGUCUCAGAUGUCAUCUGAUCUAGGCGGUCAAGUACUGCACGAUUAUGGAAUGGAGCAACAUGAUGAAGCUCUGCAAUCACAAGUUUCUGAACAGUUCCAACUCUUUGACUUGCAGAACAAAUCUCAGCAGAACUCGGCUGAAGUUCAUUCUGGAGGUACUCAGUUGCUCUCUCUUCCUUCAGGCCAACAGGAUAUUUGCUCAUCAAUAAAUCAAACUUCAAGACAAAUGCAAAAAUUGUUGAAUCCACAUCAAUUGGUUGCUGACUCCCAAAAUAAAUAUGGUUGUGUUUCUGUUGGAGGACAAUCAGAGGCAGUGCUUCAGGGUCAAUGGCAACCUAAAUCUCAAGAUAGGUCACACAUAUCAGGGAAGUUGUCACUUGAGCAGUACAUCCAAGAGGAAUUUCGUCAUAGAAUAAUUGGGCAAGAUGAAGCUCAGCGCAAUAAUGCAUCUUCAGAAGGGUCCAUCACUUGUCAAACUGUUACUACUAGAGCAGCAGAUCCCCCACAUUCAAGUGCACCUACCUGUAGAUCUACUCAUCCAAACCGUGAAAAGCAGUUCAGGAAUCAGAAAAGGUGGCUGUUGUUCUUGCGGCAUGCUCGUCGAUGUGCAGCUCCAGAAGGGAAAUGCCAAGAAACUAAUUGUGUAACUGUUCAAAAACUGUGGAGGCAUUUGGACCGAUGCAAUGUAUCUCAAUGCCCAUAUCCUCGUUGCCACCAUACCAAGAUAUUACUUAAUCAUCACCAACAUUGUAGGGACCAAGUUUGCCCUGUUUGUGUUCCUGUCAGAAAUUAUAUGCAAACGAAACUGAAGCCACGUGGUAAUCUAGAUUCUAGUUCUGGUUUAGCAUGUUCAAUCAAUCAAUUGACUUCAAAGCCGAGUCUAUCAGUUGUUGAAACUUCAGAAGAUUUGAAACCUUCUUUGAAACGCUUGAAGAUUGAACAGUUGUGUGAAUCUCUUAUUCCUGAGAGUGAAAAUUCCGCUGUAUCAAUUACCGCCAUUAGCGAACCUCAUGUUCCCCAGAAUGUGCAAUAUGAGGAAUACCAGCAUGGUCACACUUGCUUGCCAAUGAAAUCUGAGGUCACAGAAGUGAAGAUGGAUAUUCCUGCAAGUUUCAUGCAAGGUAGUGAGAUGAAGAUGGAUGGUACCUGCAACGUGAGGCCUGAUGAUGAACCUAUUAUAUUGAAUGACCCCACUGGUUCUGUUAAGCAAGAGAGUUUUAAGUUUGAGAGAGAGAGGGACCAUGCUAAACAGGAAAAUGUGACAUUGCCUGCAGCCGAAAAUGCGGCUGGAACCAAGUCUGGGAAGCCAAAAAUAAAGGGAGUGUCAAUGACUGAACUGUUCACUCCAGAGCAAGUCAGGGAGCAUAUCAGAGGUCUCAGGCAGUGGGUAGGCCAGAGUAAAGCGAAGGCAGAAAAAAAUCAAGCAAUGGAGCGUUCGAUGAGUGAGAACUCUUGUCAACUGUGUGCAGUGGAGAAGCUCACCUUUGAACCGCCACCUCUAUAUUGCACGCCAUGUGGUGCUCGCAUUAAAAGAAACGCAAUGUAUUACACUAUAGGAGCUGGUGAUACACGGCACUAUUUCUGCAUCCCUUGCUAUAAUGAAUCCCGUGGAGACACCAUUACAGCUGAUGGGAGCCUUAUUUCAAAGGCAAGACUGGAGAAAAAGAAAAAUGAUGAGGAGACAGAAGAAUGGUGGGUUCAAUGUGAUAAGUGCGAAGCUUGGCAACAUCAAAUCUGUACAUUGUUCAAUGGUCGUAGGAAUGAUGGUGGGCAAGCUGAAUAUACUUGUCCUAACUGUUAUAUGGUAGAGGUUGAAAGAGGAGAGCGUACGCCCUUACCACAGAGUGCUGUUCUUGGAGCGAAAGAUCUGCCUAGAACAAUCCUCAGUGACCACAUAGAGCAGCGAUUAUUUAGGCGUCUGAAACAGGAAAGACACGAGAGGGCAAGGCUUCAAGGGAAAAGUUUUGAUGAGGUUCCUGGAGCAGAAGCGCUUGUAGUUAGAGUUGUAUCGUCAGUUGACAAAAAGUUGGAAGUGAAGCAGCGAUUUCUUGAAAUUUUUCAAGAAGAUAAUUACCCAACAGAAUUUUCAUAUAAAUCCAAGGUAGUAUUGUUGUUUCAGAAAAUUGAAGGUGUAGAAGUAUGCCUAUUUGGCAUGUAUGUUCAAGAAUUCGGAUCAGAAUGUGAACAGCCAAAUCACCGCCGUGUUUAUCUCUCAUAUCUGGAUUCUGUUAAGUAUUUCAGGCCUGAGAUCAAAGCUGUGACCGGAGAAGCUCUCCGUACAUUUGUUUACCAUGAAAUUUUGAUUGGAUACCUAGAAUAUUGCAAGAAACGCGGUUUCACAAGUUGCUAUAUAUGGGCUUGCCCUCCACUGAAGGGUGAAGAUUAUAUUUUAUAUUGCCAUCCAGAAAUUCAGAAAACACCCAAGUCUGAUAAACUCAGGGAGUGGUAUCUAUCAAUGUUAAGAAAAGCUGCAAAGGAAAAUAUAGUAGUUGACCUCACUAAUUUAUACGACCAUUUCUUUGUAUCUAGUGGUGAGUGUAAGGCUAAGGUAACUGCAGCUCGGCUGCCAUAUUUUGAUGGAGACUACUGGCCUGGUGCUGCGGAGGAUAUAAUUUAUCAGCUUCGUCAAGAAGAAGAUGGCAGAAAACAGCAUAAGAAAGGAACAUUCAAGAAGACCAUAACAAAAAGGGCUUUAAAAGCAUCUGGUCAAUCUGAUCUUUCUGGAAAUGCAUCAAAAGAUCUGCUGCUAAUGCACAAACUCGGUGAAACAAUUUCCCCAAUGAAGGAAGAUUUUAUCAUGGUUCACUUGCAGCAUGCAUGCACUCAUUGCUGUAUUCUAAUGGUUUCUGGAAAACGUUGGGUUUGUAACCAGUGCAAAAAUUUUCAGCUUUGUGACAAGUGUUAUGAAACAGAACAAAAAAUUGAAGAGAGAGAGAGACAUCCUAUCAAUCAAAGGGACAAGCACAUACUAUAUCCACUUGAAAUCAAUGACGUAUCUGUAGAUACCAAGGACACAGAUGAGAUUCUUGAGAGUGAAUUCUUUGAUACUAGACAGGCAUUUCUGAGUCUCUGUCAGGGUAACCAUUACCAAUAUGAUACUCUACGCCGAGCUAAACAUUCCUCAAUGAUGGUUCUUUACCAUCUUCACAAUCCCACUGCUCCUGCAUUUGUGACUACAUGUAAUGUUUGUCAUCUUGAUAUUGAAACUGGUCAAGGUUGGCGCUGUGAGAUUUGCCCUGAUUAUGAUGUAUGUAAUGGUUGUUAUCAAAAGGAUGGGGGAGUUGAUCAUCCUCAUAAUUUGACUAACCAUCCAUCCAUAGCUGAUCGUGAUGCACAGAAUAAAGAAGCUAGGCAAAUGAGAGUUUUGCAGCUUAGGAAAAUGCUUGAUCUUUUGGUGCAUGCAUCUCAAUGUCGUUCUCCGAAUUGCCAAUAUCCAAAUUGUCGUAAGGUGAAGGGGCUUUUUCGACAUGGGAUUCAUUGCAAAACACGUGCUUCUGGAGGUUGUGUUCUUUGUAAGAAGAUGUGGUAUAUCCUUCAGCUUCAUGCUCGAGCUUGCAAAGAAUCUGAAUGCAAUGUACCACGUUGCAGAGAUCUGAAAGAACAUUUGAGGAGGCUGCAACAGCAAGCUGAUUCCCGGCGAAGGGCGGCGGUGAUGGAGAUGAUGAGGCAGCGAGCUGCCGAGGUUGCUGGCAGUUCUGGAUAAACAAAUUGUAUAUAUUGGUUAUGGACGUUUUGGAGAGACAUGAUAUUGACAGAGGGAGAGAUUAUAGUUUCUAAUGACUGGUAACAGAGGCGAACCAGGCAGCUAGAGCACAAGUCCUGUCAGAAUGUUUGAGGGGUAGCGAAGGAAAUUGCAGCAUGUUGGUUAAGAAUCAACGGCAGAUUACAAUUCUUUCAUUUUUUUUUUUUUUUUCGUUCGCAAAAGUUCUCCUCAAGGAAGACAAGAUCAGAGAUGCCCUUAUAUUCAGCAACCCCUACGUCCUUGGGAGAGAAGGGGCACUGGUGUUUUUUCUGUUGCCCAAUUGGGUGAUUCUUUUGAUUUUAUUUUCUUCAUUCAGUGCUGUUUGGGGUGGCUGAGUGUACUAUAGUGUCCCAGUCUGUCUGUAAAAUGUUUUCUUUUCGAUGAAAUUAAAUAGGUCAGUUUUUCAA
This is a messenger RNA of Cornus florida, 6032 nucleotides long. RefSeq names its product histone acetyltransferase HAC1-like. The transcript has 18 exons. Gene Ontology annotation, molecular function: zinc ion binding; transcription coactivator activity; chromatin DNA binding. Lineage: Eukaryota; Viridiplantae; Streptophyta; Magnoliopsida; Cornales; Cornaceae. Gene Ontology annotation, cellular component: histone acetyltransferase complex; transcription regulator complex. The coding region runs from base 478 to 5586 and encodes 1702 amino acids. The record is from RefSeq and is a predicted model, not a curated record. Gene Ontology annotation, biological process: positive regulation of transcription by RNA polymerase II.